Messenger RNA from Suhomyces tanzawaensis NRRL Y-17324, 456 nucleotides. RefSeq lists its product as uncharacterized. The record is from RefSeq and is a predicted model, not a curated record. Bases 102 to 341 code for a protein of 79 amino acids. NCBI's taxonomy places the organism in Eukaryota, Fungi, Ascomycota, Pichiomycetes, Serinales, Debaryomycetaceae. The transcript has a single exon.
GGAUUUUAUCCAGAUAAUGAGCUGAACCACAUUUAGAUUGUUGCUGGAGUCAACAAUUUAUUACAGCCAUGUUCUAGGAACCUUUAAGAAAACAUUCAUGAAUGUGGGCCAAAUUUCUGGCCCUCUACCAAUGCGACCUUGACACAGAACUUGAGUUAUUCCAAAAAUCCAACAGUAACGGAUCUAUUGAGUUAUGCAGCUUAGACAAUCAUAACGCAUCACCUCGACACAUUAUCAACACAUCCAAGCUUGCUAACAAAAUCAUUACUUGCAUAAAUUUUAUUUACUUUACAUUUUUAUUUAGUAUUAAUCUUUUUAACACAACUGAUGUAGGAAAGUGAUUACACUCUAAAUCAUCACUUUUUUAUGCAAGAGAGCCAGUCUUACAAAGAUGGCAAUUAUGCCCUACAUGAUGAGAUUUUGCAUUGUGGUAAAAGUCUUGAAAGUAGUACGAUU